AUGGGUGUCGACACCCGCAGACCGAUCCUGCCCGCCCCCACGGAGUCUCUUGUCGACACCACGGGCGGCAGUACAACAGGAACUGAUUUGGCCACUGACAUCUCUCGACGCACAGACAAGACGUCGUACUCGAUCCCAGACGACGGGAGUCCCGUAACCAUUUCUACCCGGUGGAGGCACCGCGACCGCGGUGACGAUUCCAAACUGUCGCGCUCGUCGCAUCACUCCCAGACCUCCCUUCUGAUCGAGUACUUCGAGGGAGGGAAGGGUUCUGGUUCUUUGACCUCGCGGCCAAGCGUCCGUGUUCGAGUGACCCCCUCGUCUGCUCGGAAGCUGAAGGAACAGAAAGAUCAUAUUCAGAUCUCCGAGUCGAGCGGGAACCGCAGGCCUGUCUACACCCGCCGCAUCUCAUUCAGCUCUCCGUCGAAGCAGAAGAACCUGGUAGAACCGGAUGAUAACAGUGUCUCGUCCUCGAACUCUGCCAUCGAUGAGAACCAGAACUCGUCUCGACACCUCCCGGUGGAAAUCGAGUUCUUGAAUCGGGACCAGGGCAGUGAGCUCUCCAGUGUCUCGCGCGACAGGUACAUCCCGGCGACGUCGGAUAUCUCGUCGAUGCCCGCGGAUAGCCUGCUCGAAGCCUCCUCUGCUGCUCCCCGACGGAAAAGAAGCUCAAGCCUUGACCGAAAAAAGGGCCACAACUCCAAGGGCUACCUCAAAACUCCAUCUCGUCAGAGAAGCCGCAGCCUGAGCACCGAGCGGAUCGCUCAUCGGGUAGCCGAAAAGCUGAGCAACGACGCACCUGAAACCUCUACCAGCAAGAAGAGCAAGGUCUACCGGGACGACGACAUGGUGAGUCCAGAGUCCAGUCUGCUGAGCGCCUCCGCGGUGUCCUCGCACCGGAAGUCAGGAGACCAGUACUCGUUCCGAUCGGGCACAUCCAAAUCAUCUAUCAACAACCCGAAGUUGCUAGAAACGGUUGAAGAUGCGAUCAGGAGACUGAUUUUGCCCGAGCUGAAAGAACUCAAGAAGGACCAGAAGGUCAUUUCCAAUACCAACAAGUUCGAACGGGACCUCAAUGCCUCCUACACCUCCUCUGCUAGCUCUCCAUCCCGCGAUGAGCUGGGUCGACGCCUCUCCAAGCAUGCCAGUGCGCCUGAUGUGAUGAAACCGAAGGUGGUCCUCAACAAAGACAGCAAAGACGAAGGGAUCGUGCUAUCGGGAGACCCAAAUCCGACCCAGAAAGAACGCAGGGCAAGCAAAGACAAUGAAAAGAAGUUGGAGCCACCGUACGCCGUAUGGGCCAACCGCCCUGAGCUGACUGAACAAGAUAAACUCCGGCGCCAGAAAAGCAAAGGACUGCGUGACGCGGAGAAGGCCGGGAUUGUGGGGACUGCUCUGACAGCAGCCGCCUUGCAACGGCAUGAGUCACAAUCCAGCAUCGAUCCGAACGAAGACAGAAGAAGUGAGGACAGAAAUCAUCCCGCAGGAGGCAUCAAUGAAACGGAGCUGGUCUUCCAAAGACACAAGGUGGCACCCAUGCCGCUGAGAAGUGCAGUCGAAACGGAGUUAACGCGAGACUCCUUGCUAUCUCAACAAACUGCAGGGACCGCGCUCCCGCACGAAGAAGCCACACUCUACGAUGUUCCUCGGGUGUCACCCUUGCGCGUUGCGUCUCCCGCCUCUCGCACCCCGAACCGCACUCCGUUGGACACGCGAAACGAGUUGGCGUUGAAGCACAGCAAUCUUUCGCGUCACAACCUAUCGAUUAAUAGUGCUUCUGAUCCUGCCCUUCGUGAUCGAGAUCACUCGCCAGUCAGCGAGGCCGCGGCUGGAGCUAUCGCCGCGGCCAAUCUUCUCGAUCCUCAUUCAAGCCGCCAGGAUUCCGAUUUCACCGAUGAUCCUCGCCGUCGCACUCUCAGUCCUAUUCAGAGCGUAGCGAGCAACCAGAGUGACCAUUAUCUCCAGCAGUAUCCGGUGCAACAUGAUGAUUAUGAGUAUCCCGAGAGUGAAAGAGCGCUGGAGCCACGGCUCUCGAUCGAAUCACUUUCGUCUGCCCCGAGCACCAGCCUAGCAAGGUCUACUCGACCGGACGGGAUGGCGAGUCAUAGCGGUAUCUUAAGACACCGAGACGAUGACGAUCACGAGCUAGGCUAUGAGGAGACCCCGACCCUGUCACCCCGAAAUGAGAACUGGCACGAAGAUUCCGAGUUGUACGAUCCCAACUACCGGCACUCGAUGGCGGAGACCGCCGACAGCGAUGGUAAACGACUGACCAACUACACGGAUAACAGUGAAGUCAGCUAUAUGCAGAAGAUCAGCCAGGGCCAACGUGUAGCCCAAGGUAUUGGUGCGAAUCCUCAAUUCGUUCAACCCCUUGCUGUUGAAUCGGCGGUGGCCUCGCUCCUCGAUCCGUCCAUCCUGGACACCAAAUCCAACCAGUCCGGAGUGCCUCCGCAACAGAACCUGCCUCAGAUGAAGUCGCUGGAACAGAUCCCUCAAGCAUCUCGUCAAGGAAGCCCUCUCAAGCAGCGUCAAGACGCAGCCAGCCCAGAUGAGACUUCUUUCUCAAGGAGAAUGGGUGCUACCUCGCCUCCGCAGAGUGUAACCCAGUCGCUUGAAGGCCGGACCGAAUCGCCCAAUUUCUACGCAAACGAACAUCGGAGCGUGGAGAGCCCCCUUCCCGAGAAUCGCGAGAUGAGCCCCGAUUCGGAAUCUGAGAUCAAUACCAAUCCAUCCAUCAUCCAAGGUCCUGCCCCAGGAAGCAACUGGGCCUAUAACCAGACACCGCCCAAAGCGGAUCACUCUCCCUACUACCAUGAGGGCGCCGAUGCGGCUGCUGGCAGCGCUGGCCUAGGCUUGGGUUACAACAAAGACUAUUACGCAGCUGAGGACUAUGGACCCGACGACUAUUUCGAUCAACCAUACGCUGGCGGUCAGAUGUUUGGCACGCCGUUGGGUGCCAAAGAUGAGGGCUACGUAUCGGCUGCUAACCCUCUGUCCCCGGGAGCUGAUACUCCCGAACCGGUCGGCAAGGGAUUCGGUGGACUUGAUGCUGGUGGCAUGGGUCUGUUUGACACACCUCUCCGGGCAGAUGAUCCGACAGGUCCUUCCCACCACAGGAACCUCAGUGGCUACUCCCACGGUAUUGGUUCGCCUUUGUAUGAUAGCGCAACUGGAAGAGGCAUCGAUAGGAUUCAGUCGAAGGAUAUUGUUGCCCUCAUGGACCACCUUACUGUUCGCGAUGCUCAGCGCAAUGCUCGAGAUACCGAGAUUCUGGUGACACUCGUCAAGAGUGCAGCAGAGAUGCGCAACUCAUUCGAGGAAAUGAAGAAAUUCAUUGCUCUACAGGAUGGCAUGAUCAUGGAUGCCAGCGACCGGCAGCACGAACGGACAUACAAAGCGAUUGGUGGACCACGCCCACUGCCUGCCAGUGUUGCGAGAAGUUUCCGCCAGUCCGCAGAUGACGGCGAAGACUUGCGAUCGAAACGAAAGAAUCUGUUCAAGCGAGCACUGAAGGGUUUGAGUCUGAAGUCUUCCAAUGAUCUUACCAAGAUUGAGGAGAUGCUGGAACAGCUACUGGAAGAGGUCGAAGCUCUGCGUGCAGUCCAGGAUGAUAGUCGAUACGCUCGCAGUGGCAGGGCGCCCAGUGUUGACCCGGAAGGCUAUGAGCCAGAGGGUUUCGCCGGCUCUGGUUCUCCUGGAACUCAUUCGGGCUACCUAUCCACCUCGUCUCGGCCUCUGCAGGAGGCCCGUGGCAAUGGACAAGCCAGAGGUCUUGAGCACCGCGUCAGCACCGUCCCCGAGGGCGAUGAAGACAUGGAUCUCGACGAGCGCGGGGAGUUCCUCAGUCCCAAUUUGCCGUCCCAGGAGAAUGCAGAGCCGCGUCGCGAAAGGGCCGAUUCCUUGCCUCUGUCCACAUCCCCUCGUGUACCAGUGGCUUCGGGAGCCCUCAGCAACGAGACCAGCCCCAAGACAACUGAAAAGGCACGGAAACACAAGUCAAGCAGCUCGUCCUUCUUCCCCAAGAUCUCUCGUUGGUCCAAGACCACGGCGUCUUCCAUGGGAGACAACAUCCGCAACAGCAUCCAACCCGGACGCAAGGACCGCCCGUACUAUGAUACUUCUCGAUCCGGAUCGGACGUUGCACAUGGGGCCGCAUACAAGGCCGGUGACUGGUACGAUCCGCACGGCGAUGACCGGCUGCGUUCCAACUAUACCCUGAACGAUCAGCAGCAGCAGGAGAAUCGGCCUCCGUCGCCCCUUGUCCCAUCCCAAGUCUCGGAAGCUCCGAAAUAUCGCGCUCACCGCGGCAGUCUCGAUCUCCAGCAUCCCCAGCCACGCCAAGGUCCAACGGGGCGCUACCAGAACCAACUAGAAUCACAGGCGCAGGUGUAUGGAGCGCCCAUGAUUGGGGCAACAUCUGAUCAAUGGGGGUCCAAUCCCAGCCUGUCCGCGGUCAACCCCAAUCAGAAUCGGUUCAGUGCCGCCAGCCGGCUCUCCCCGAUCUCUGAUGCUGGCUACUCGCAGACAAGUUCACGAACCGGACAACAGGGACCACCAAGACCGCCAAAGGUCAAGGACGAAGGUCCUCUCAUCCCGGAGCGGUCUCCCAAAGUCAAGGAGGAUGAGCGAGCGUAUACGGACCGUGUUGCCUCUCAGAGCUCUAUCGUGCGUUCUCCACGCGCCACGCCCUCUCCGCGCAAACCCACGGGACCCCGGCCUCUCACAUCCGGCAACCAAUACAGCCCUGCGCGGAGAAAGAGAAGCGAAUACCGCGCGAGCCCUGAUCAAGUUGAUGACGAGCAUGACUAUUGA
Messenger RNA from Aspergillus clavatus NRRL 1, 4815 nucleotides. RefSeq lists its product as uncharacterized. The record is from RefSeq and is a predicted model, not a curated record. The transcript has 3 exons. Lineage: Eukaryota; Fungi; Ascomycota; Eurotiomycetes; Eurotiales; Aspergillaceae. The coding region runs from base 1 to 4815 and encodes 1604 amino acids.